Messenger RNA from Triplophysa dalaica, 828 nucleotides. RefSeq names its product intraflagellar transport 27 homolog (Chlamydomonas) (gene ift27). The record is from RefSeq and is a predicted model, not a curated record. NCBI's taxonomy places the organism in Eukaryota, Metazoa, Chordata, Actinopteri, Cypriniformes, Nemacheilidae. The transcript is spliced from 7 exons. Gene Ontology annotation, molecular function: GTP binding; GTPase activity. The coding region runs from base 122 to 682 and encodes 186 amino acids. Gene Ontology annotation, cellular component: Golgi apparatus.
UUCAGUUACUAAGCAACGCUUGGGGCUUUUGGUUGCCGAGGCGUAAAGGAGAAGAAUCACUCGUAAAUAAUCAUUUUAAAGUGCAGAUUUUAAUGCUUUAAUCGGUAUUCUGUGGCGUGUCAUGGUGAAGUUAAGAGCGAGAUGUGUUGUCGUGGGUGACGCUGCAGUAGGGAAGAGUUCAAUCUGUCACAUGUUCAGAAGUGAUGGAGCUGUGUUUCAGAAGAAUUACAACAUGACUGCUGGUGUGGAGCUGCUGGAGAAAUCAGUGUCUGUUCCAGAGUCCAGUGAUAGUGUGGAGUUUUUUAUCUAUGAUUCUCCCGGACGAGAGCUGUUUGCAGACGCCUGUGAGAAUGUGUGGGGUCAACCAUCUGUGAUGUGUGUGGUUUUUGACAUUACCAGCGAGGCCUCAUUCACCAGCUGUAGUCACUGGGUGGAGAGAGUCCGAUCUCACUGUAAUGGGCUGCAGGUACCAGGUGUGCUGGUGGGUAAUAAAUGUGACCUGUCAUUCAGAAGAGAGGUGGACAGCGCUGAAGCUCAGACGUGGGCUCAAACUCACGGGUUUCAGUAUCACGAGACAUCGGCAAAAGAAAUCGGACAGUUUGAAGCUCCGUUCCUAAGUUUGGCGCAGAUGUUUCACAGCCUCUAUCAGGAUCAGAUACAGACCAUCAAGAAUGUCCUCUAACCUCGUCUGAUCUCAUUCAGGAAUGUUUUGUACAUAUCAGUGUCAAGCCGUGUUUUUAUAACAGUGAAAGAGUGAUCAGACGCUUAUGUUCGGUUGUAAUUUCAUGCUGAUAUGUUUAAUAAAGAACAUGUUUGUGAUAACACAGA